AUGGACAACCUGACAUUCAGAUACAACAUACUCUUAGUGGAGGGACUGAAAGUUACACCUCAGUCCAGCCAUCUUGCAUUCAUCCUUCUUUUGAUUGCUUACAUAUUUAUAAUGGUAGCUAACAUUGGGAUUUUGAUUCAGAUCUCAGCAGAAAAAAGUUUACACCAGCCCAUGCAUAUUCUUUACUGCAACCUGCCACUGACUGAUGUACUUGGCACAACUAUUAUUGUUCCACACUUGUUGAAGUAUAUUUUUAUAGAACCUUCUGAGCGCUACAUCACAUAUGUGGAGUGUGUUAUUCAAAUUUUCUUUGGACAUUUGAUUGGAACAACAUCCCACACUGUGCUGAUGAUCAUGGCCUUUGAUAGAUAUGUGGCUAUAUGUAAUCCAUUGCGAUAUCCAUCUAUAAUGACCCAUUCUAUGGUGGUUAAACUGUCAGCAGCAGCCUGGGGUGUUGCAAUUGUUCUGGUGGGAAUUAUGCUUGGCCUUACUGUGCGUCUGUCUCACUGCAGAUAUGUGAUUCAAAAUCCCUUUUGUGACAAUGCUUCACUGUUUAAACUUUCUUGUGAAAAUGUGGUUAUUAAUAAUGUUUAUGGAUUAACUUUUACUAUAGUUUUACUCACCUCCUCAUUGGGGAGUGUGGCAAUAACAUAUCUCAGGAUUGCAAUUGUAUGCUUUAAAAGCAAAAAUAAAGCCACAAACAGCAAGGCCAUAAAAACCUGCAGUACUCACUUGGCUUGUUAUGUAAUCAUGAUGGUCUCUGGAUUCACAACCAUUUUUCUCCAUCGUUUUCCUGAAUUAUCUGAUAGUCGGAAACUAUCUACUAUAUUAUUCCAUUUUGUACCUCCAUGCUUGAAUCCCAUAAUAUAUGGUCUGCAAGCCAAGGAAAUUAGGCAGAGGAUUUUUCAACUAUUUAAUAGAAAUAGAGUUAAUUCUUAG
Myxocyprinus asiaticus (Chinese sucker) is the source of this 939-nucleotide messenger RNA. RefSeq names its product olfactory receptor 52N2-like. Bases 1 to 939 code for a protein of 312 amino acids. Gene Ontology annotation, biological process: G protein-coupled receptor signaling pathway. Gene Ontology annotation, cellular component: membrane. The record is from RefSeq and is a predicted model, not a curated record. Gene Ontology annotation, molecular function: G protein-coupled receptor activity; olfactory receptor activity. Lineage: Eukaryota; Metazoa; Chordata; Actinopteri; Cypriniformes; Catostomidae. The transcript has a single exon.